Orbicella faveolata is the source of this 2533-nucleotide messenger RNA. RefSeq names its product heterogeneous nuclear ribonucleoprotein H2-like. Gene Ontology annotation, molecular function: RNA binding. NCBI's taxonomy places the organism in Eukaryota, Metazoa, Cnidaria, Anthozoa, Scleractinia, Merulinidae. The record is from RefSeq and is a predicted model, not a curated record.
UUCGAUGACAGUGGCAUCGUUUUUACGCCAUCUUUGAAAGCUAGUGCCUGUUGGUUUCAGUUUUGUCGCUGUCUUUUUUUUACAUUACUUGUCAUAUCCAACUACUAUUAUGACAAGUCUUGAUUCCCAAAGCCCAGAGGAAAACCCAGACAGCAUGAACCCAGACUCUGAGGAACAAUACAUUGUCCGUGCUCGUGGACUGCCUUGGUCUGCAACUGCAGAAAACGUGGCCGACUUCUUCUCAGGUUGCAACAUUAAAGGUGGUGCAAAGAGUGGUAUUCACUUCACCUACAGUUCUGAUGGACGACCCAGUGGUGAAUGUUUUGUAGAGCUUGUGUCCCUAGAAGAUAUGAACAAAGCUCUUGCAAAAAGCAACAACUUCAUUGGCAAAAGGUAUGUUGAGGUGUUUGAGUCCAAAAGCGGUGAAAUGGAGUGGAUCUGUAAGAGAAUGGGACAACCUCCAGAUCGAGGCAAUGAAGCUGUUGUGCGACUGAGGGGACUACCGUUUGAUUGUUCAAAAGAGGAGAUUGCUCAGUUCUUUACAGGGCUGGAGAUAGUUCCUAAUGGGAUAACAAUCACUCUUGACGAGGACGGGAGGACCACGGGGGAUGCUUUUGUGGAAUUUGCUUCUCCUGAUAUAGCUCAGCAAGCUUUGAAAAAAAACAAAGAGAAGAUAGGGCACAGGUACAUUGAGAUUUUCAAGAGCUGUAAAACAGACAUCAAAUAUGUGUCUUCUACAAAACUGAAGCCUCUGAUGUCGACCAGACCUGGGCCAUAUGACAGAUCUGCUGGGGGCUUUGGUGGAGGAAGAGGUCGCUUUGGUGGUGGAGGAGGAAAUGAGAGACGAUUCAGGGGUAGAGGUAACCUUGGGGGGCCUGUCUUUGGAGGCGGCUUUGGUGGUGACUUCAAUGGGUUUGGUGGUGGACGUGGUGGAUCAGGUCGUGGGGGUCGUGGUGGCAGAGGAAUGGGUGGCAGAGGUGGAUUUCGCAACCAAGGUCGGGGUGGAGGAGGUGGUGGUAAUAUGGGGAUGAUGUCCACUACUGGUCAUAGAGUACACAUGAGAGGCUUACCAUAUGCUGCAAAGGAGAGUGAUGUCAAACAGUUUUUUAUGCCUCUUAACCCAGUCAAUGUCUGGAUGGAGUAUUCAAAUGGUUCUUUUAAUGGGCAAGUUGAUGUUGACUUUGCAACCCAUGAGGAUGCUCAAGCAGCCAUGUUAAAGAAUAAUUCAUCAAUGGGUCAUCGUUACAUUGAGCUGUUUUUGCGAUCUCAGCCUGACAGUGGGGGCAGUCAAGGAUGGGGCGGUUCAGGGGGAGGAUCUAACUUUGGUGGUGGCAACAGUGGUGGUGGCAACUUUGGCAGCAACAACUUUGGAGGAGGAAGCUUUGGUGGUGGAAACUUCAAUGAUGGCGGCAACUUUAACAACUUUAGUGGAGGAAACAACUUUGGCAACCAAAGUGGUGGAAUGGGAGGAUUUGGAGGCCAAGGAAACCAGAACACUGGCUUCAACAAUCAACAGCAGCAGCAGCAGCAGCAGCAGCAGCAGAGCGGAUUUGGUAAUCAAAUGGGAGGGGGCAGUGGUGGAAACUACGGAAACCAAGGCAAUGCGUUUGGCAAUGCUGGCUCAGGGUUCAACUCGGGUCCCAGCAGUGGAAACUUCAACUCACAGUCUAACUAUGGACAAGGCUCUAACUACGGUGGAUCAGGCUAUGGAGGACAGAUGUCAUCAGGAAUGAACACAGCCAUGAAUACUGGGAUGAACGCUGGAAUGAGUACUGGAAUGAAUACUGGAAUAAACACAGGCAAUUACGGAGCACAGGGAGGAGGUUACAACAAUCCGUCAGCACAACAACAAAGCACUCCUUUUAAUCAACAGCAGCAGCAACAACAGCAGCAGCAACAGCAACAACAACAGCAGACCGGAUAUGGCGACAACUCGGCUUAUGGGGCAUCCGGCGGCGGCUCAUUCUUUGGUGGCAUACAAACGCAAAUUAAGCAGGAGCCACAGGGCUCGGCAACGCCUGGCAUGGUCUCUUAUCCCGGCUAUCAGUGACGGACUGCUAUAUGAUAUUUUAGUUGACUUAAGACAAACAUUUGUAAGAACUGUGCUCAUAGUUUUCCUGUACAUUGUGCUAUUUACAGGUUAACCGUUAGCUUCAAAUCCCUACCGCAUUGUACGCUCUUCUAGCCAGGGGACUUACUUGGAGCAUAGUAACAGCCUUUGCUAAACGUGCUUGCAGUCAUUUCAAUUAUAUUGACUUGUUAUGUCAGAGGGUGUUUUUUUUGUAAAAAGAACAAAAUAUGUUUUAAGUCUGAGCGAGAGUGUGACUUUUAAACUGCAACUUAACAUUUUGUGAUUGGAUUAGUAUAAACGCAAUUCUGUCUGCUCAUUUUGUCAGUUACGAACUAGCAGUAUCGUCUUUUACUAGAAAAGAUGAUGCAGAUAUUUCUCAAGUUGAAUUAAAUUAAUUGUUACACUUUUUUACUUUCAAGAAACCCCUUUGGGUUUCGUAAUAAAUUGUUUUAAAUACAGACA